UGUGGCUGGCUAACUGUGAUGCCCAGCCAAGUCCUGGCUGGCCAGCGCCUCUUCUGUCGUAGGAAGGGUUUAACGUGCGGAGCUCAGUCUGUUUGGAAAGCCAACGCGCCGCAUUGCACUAGUUCGGAGCGGUGAGACCCGGAGCAUGUGCAGAGUGCACUUGAUCGCACGGAACCAUUACCGGCCCUCCCACGCGCGGCCGGAAUGACGAGCUAAGGUGUUUCCAGUUUACGCAGAGUGCGAGCGCCUUCUGGAGGGGCCUGGGGAAAUGUUCUCGAACGCAGCACUUCGGAAAAAGCGCGAUCGUGUUUGUCCGGGAGGGGCGCGGGCAAAAAGACCUAUCUUCGCUGCCACCUCCCUUGUGCAAUUCCUAGUCUGCUCGAGACGGGGGUGUAAAAUAAAGUCUCCUUUGCGCGUUCAGCGGCGAAGCGUGGCAACCCUGUAAAGGAGUGAGGAUCCAUCAGCGAGAGAGACAGAAAGAUGGAUGAUGUGUCCUCUCUUGUUGGUCGAGAUCGGGGUGCGGAGUAACCGGGCAGGCUCUUCCCUUCCCAUCCGCUGUCGCCUUUCCCUCCCUCUACCGCCGCAUACGGUUUCAUUUCUUGCCUGAAACCUGAAACCUAUCCAGGAUAAGUGGAGGUGUGAAGGAGGUGCGUCGAGAGGCAAAGACUCCCCCCCCCCGGAAAGAGUGAAAUAAAACUUUGUUUUGGAUUCUCCUCUCGCCGCCUGCAGCGCACGAAGUGGGUCUCCUGCUGUUAUACUCCUUUAUCCGCAGACAGCCCCAGUCAAGCGUGGUUAAUAUGGCUGAUCGCAGGAGAUAAAGUGCGUGCUCGUUCAUUUUAUCGGCGGACGAAGAACUGUGCUUUAACAGGAGAUCGUUUUAGAAAUGUAGUACAUGAGACGGAGACCCUGGAUGUGGAGGAAAGCUUGGGAUAUGCAGAAAUGCUUGUGCCUAUUUUCAAAUGGGAAUUUGGAUUUACUGCAGGAUAUGUACACUGAUAAAUCUGUUUAACUACAGUCAAAACCUGGAAAAGGGGCUAAGGAUGAGGUCCUGUGCCAAAUCAAUGCUUCCGUCUCAGUGGCUGUUCCUGGCAUAUGUGUUAAUGGUGUGCUGUAAAUUGUUGUCCGCGACUAGCCACCAUCCCCGGGGGCACCCAGGCCACCACCAAGUUAAGCAAGGGACCUGCGAAGUGGUGGCAGUGCAUCGGUGCUGCAACAAGAACAGGAUUGAAGAGCGGUCGCAGACGGUCAAGUGCUCCUGCUUCCCGGGUCAGGUGGCUGGCACAACAAGAGCGCAGCCCUCCUGCGUCGAAGCUGCCAUUGUCAUCCAGAAGUGGUGGUGUCAUAUGAACCCUUGCCUGGACGGAGAAGACUGUAAAGUGCUUCCAGAUUACUCAGGUUGGUCAUGCAGCAGUGGAAACAAAGUCAAAACUACCAAGGUAACACGGUAGCAAAAUGUAAACAUGUGCCAAAGUUGGACCGAUGGGAUUUACAGCUGCAUUGCCCAGAGACAUUCAUUUUGUGAAAAAAAGUAUCAAGUCUGGACUGCCAACUUUUCAAAACAGCUGGCACAAACUUGAGCAGUGCUCCUUUUUAACAAGGAGACCACACUUCUCAAUCUGUGACUUUCUUACAAAGAAUGGAAUACAUUUUAAAGACAGAAACUCGUGAGUCUAACCCUUUCAUGCUCAAGAUGAACAUCUGUAACCAGAACUCCUUCCAAAGUGCAACAGAGAUCUCCAGGACUUUUCUUCAUGACUUUGUAAAUCCUGAAACCUUGAUUCAAAUUACUUGGCAGGAAUGGUGAGGUUAAAAACCAAGGGUAAUUCAGAUGAAGGAGCCUCGCCAUGAAAAUGAUAGGGAAGACAAUCGAAUUGCUCUUAGAACACCCGCUUCAAUAUAUUUUUACCUGCGAUUUACUAAGUAUCAAACAAAGUAGGGAAGUCAGUCAUGAUGUUUAAUAAAUAAGUACCCCUUGCCAAUCUUCAUAUUCUGUUAUAGUGUGUGCAAUUAUGUUUUCCCUCCAUUUUUUCAGUGUUAAGGACAGUAAUGAAAACACUCAUUCGAAAAGUAGAUAGAUUUUAGCACACCAGAGAAUUCUGUCCAGCAGAAUAGAAACCGUUGCUGCAUCGCUGCCAGAAACUGAAAGAAAAUGGAGCCAUUAAAUUGGUAUUUUCACCCAAGUCAAUGAACAUUUGGGUCACGGCUUCACAUUCUCCUACGUACAAAUGUGAGAUGCGUCUUAAGCAAGUCUGGUACCAUUUUGCUAUAAGACAGCUCCACCAAUGGAUGGUAGGGCUAGCUAGCUCACUAGGUCAUCUCUGCAGUGAACCCUGUUGGCAUUGUGCAAUGGCGCAGGACUGAGGGACGAAGCUCCCUGCCAGCCUGGAGUACAAAGGUCAAAGACACUGGAACUGCACACCCCACAGGCACAAUUAGAUUCUUUCCCACAUCAAAAUGUAUAGGGCAAAGGAGAAAAUGAAGCACGCUAUACUACUGCUGUAUGAGUUUCCUUCCAAUCUCUUAACUGUCACUUGCCAUGUACUUGUAUAGAUGGCUCUGGAGCAUCAAGAAAGUCUUUAGGGUGAGGCCUUAGCAUCUUAAGUUCUGUGCUGCUCUAGAAUACUGUGCAUUGGUGCUUUGCUGCAUCUGGGUAGGGCGGUUCUUCCUAGUAGCAUUGACCUGGCUGCUGCGACACUGUGGUAUCUCUGUGCUGGUCCCGAGGGCUAACUGUGCGGUGAGGUCCGAGUCCAGUCCAAGGUUGAGGGUGCGGUAUGGAGGCUGUCCGUCA
Messenger RNA from Podarcis muralis (Common wall lizard), 2788 nucleotides. Lineage: Eukaryota; Metazoa; Chordata; Lepidosauria; Squamata; Lacertidae. The record is from RefSeq and is a predicted model, not a curated record.